AUGGGAACUAGUUCAAAACUUGAUGUGGAUUUGACUGGAAUUAGUGUUGAUCAAACCUUGUAUAGAAGCAUGAUAGGAAGCUUGUUGUACCUUACUGCUAGCAGACCCGAUAUUUCUUUUAGUGUUGGUGUUUGUGCUAGAUAUCAAGCUAAUCCUAAGGAAUCACAUCUAAAGGCUGUUAAACGCAUCAUUAGAUAUGUUUCUGGAACUUCUAACUAUGGGGUGGUGUACAUCUUUGAUUCCAAUGUUGAGAUUGCAGGUUAUACUGACUCAGAUUGGGCAGGAAAUGUGGAUGAUAGAAGAAGCACCUCGGGUGGAUGUUUCUUUGUGGGAAACAAUCUUGUUUCAUGGCAUAGCAAGAAGCAAAACUGUGUGUCUCUCUCAACUGCCGAAGCCGAGUACAUUGCAGCUGGUAGUUGUUGCACCCAAAUGUUAUGGAUGAAACAAAUGUUGAACGACUAUGGUUUCCCUCAAGAGAAGCUUGGCCAGGCUAUUCCCAAAGUAAAUAGGCCUCGGUCGUUGUGA
Rosa chinensis is the source of this 525-nucleotide messenger RNA. Its product is annotated as secreted RxLR effector protein 161-like. NCBI's taxonomy places the organism in Eukaryota, Viridiplantae, Streptophyta, Magnoliopsida, Rosales, Rosaceae. The transcript has 2 exons. The coding region runs from base 1 to 525 and encodes 174 amino acids. The record is from RefSeq and is a predicted model, not a curated record.